Closterium sp. Yama58-4 is the source of this 6669-nucleotide messenger RNA. Lineage: Eukaryota; Viridiplantae; Streptophyta; Zygnematophyceae; Desmidiales; Closteriaceae. The record is from the annotation of a GenBank genome assembly.
AUGAUGCUCGCAACCCUCCCACGCCCUUACUGGCUUGGCAAGAGGACCAGACAAGCGCAGCCACGUGACCCGACGGAAGAAAAACGUUCGGAAGGAGCGCACCGAUACAGGUCAUGGAGCAGGCAAUUUUCUGUCGUGGAGCUCCGUGACCAAUCGUUCUCGCUUUACUCCCGGGCACUUUCCAGCAUAAUCGCAGGUCCCCCCGAGACGCGAAAACAGCCGCACCGAUACAGGUCAUGGAGUAGGCAAUUUUCCGUCGUGGAGCUCCGUGACCAAUCGUUCUCGCUUCACUCCCUGGCACUUUCCAGCAUAAUCGCAGGUCCCCCCGAGACGCGAAAACAGCCGCACCGAUACAAGUCAUGGAGCAGGCAAUUUUCCGUCGUAGAGCUCCAUGACCAAUCGUUCUCGCUUCACUCCCUGGCACUUUCCAGCAUAAUCGCAGGUCCCCCCGAGACGCGAAAACAGUCGCACCGAUACAGGUCAUGGAGUAGGCAAUUUUCCGUCGUGGAGCUCCGUGACCAAUCGUUCUCGCUUCACUCCCUGGCACUUUCCAGCAUAAUCGCAGCCCCGAGACGCGAAAACAGCCGCACCGAUACAGGUCAUGGAGCAGGCAAUUUUCCGUCGUGGAGCUCCGUGACCAAUCGUUCUUGCUUCACUCUCAAGGCUUCACACUCAAGCACAUUCCAGCACAAUUGGAGCCCCGAGACGCGAAAACAGCCGCACCGAUACAGGUCAUGGAGCAGGCAAUUUUCCGUCGUGGAGCUCCAUGACCAAUCAUUCUCGGUUCACUCCCUAGCACUUUCCAGCAUAAUCGCAGCACUUUCCAGCAUAAUCGCAGCCCCGAGACGCGAAAACAGCCGCACCGAUACAGGUCAUGGAGCAGGCAAUUUUCCGUCGUGGAGCUCUGUGACCAAUUCCCCGAGACGCGAAAACAGUCGCACCUACCAAUACAGGUCAUGGAGUAGGCAAUUUUCCGUCGUGGAGCUCCGUGACCAAUCGUUCUCGCUUCACUCCCGGGCACUUUCCAGCAUAAUCGCAGCCCCGAGACGCGAAAACAGCCGCACCGAUACAGGUUAUGGAGCAGGCAAUUUUCCGUCGUGGAGCUCCGUGACCAAUCGUUCUCGCUUCACUCCCGGGAACUUUCCAGCAAAAUCGCAGCCGCACCGGUACAGGUCAUGGAGUAGGCAAUUUUCCGUCGUGGAGCUCCGUGACCAAUCGUUCUCGCUUCACUCCCGGGCACUUUUCAGCAUAAUCGCGCCGCACCGGUACAGGUCAUGGAGCAGGCAAUUUUCCGUCGUGGAGCUCCGUGACCAAUCGUUCUCGCUUCACUCCCAAGAGCUUUCCAUCAUAAUCGCAGCCUUGAGACGCAAAAACCGGUACAGGUCAUGGAGUAUGCAAUUUUUAGUCGUGGAGCUCCGUGACCAAUCGUUCUCGCUUCACUCCCGGGCACUUUCCAGCAUAAUCGCAGGAACUUUACGGCAUAAUCGCAGGUCAUGGAGCAGGCAAUUUUCCGUCGUGGAGCUCCGUGACCAAUCGUUCUUGCUUCACUCUCAGGCACUUUGCAGCAUAAUCGCAGCCCCGAGACGCGAAAAUCGGUACAGGUCGUGGAGCAGGAAAUAUUCUGUCGUGGAGCUCCGUGACCAAUCGUUCUCGCUUCAUUCUCAGGCACUUCUCAGCAUAAUUGCAAGUCCCACUUUCCAGCAUAAUUGCAGGUCAUGGAGCAGGCAAUUUUCCGUCGUGGAGCUCCAUGACCAAUCGUUCUCGCUUCACUCCCGGGCACUUUCCAGCAUAAUCAAAGAACUUUCCAGCAUAAUUGCAGCCCCGAGACGCGAAAAUCGGUACAGGUCGUGGAGCAGGCAAUAUUCUGUCGUGGAGCUCCGUGACCAAUCGUUCUCGCUUCACUCUCGGGCACUUCUCAGCAUAAUUGCAGACGCAAAAAAACAGCCGCACAUGUCGUGGAGCAGGCAAUUUUUCGUCGUGGAGAUCCGUAACCAAUCGUUCUCUCUUCACUCUCGAGCACUUUCCAGCAUAAUUGCAGCCCCGAGACGCGAAAACAGCUGCACUAGUACAGCUCGUGAAGCAGGCAAUUUUCCGUCGUGGAGCUCCAUGACCAAUCCCCCGAGACGCGAAAACCGGUACAAAUCGUGGAGCAGACAAUUUUCCGUCGUGGAGCUCCGUGACCAUCCGUUCUCGCUUCACUCCCGGGAACUUUCUGGCAUAAUCGUAGCCCCGAGAUGCGAAAACAUCCGCACCGGUACAGGUGAUGAAGUAUGCAAUUUUCCGUCGUGGAGCUCCAUGACCAAUCCCCCGAGACGCGAAAACAACCGCACCGGUACAGGUCAUGGAGCAGACAAUUUUCCGUCGUGGAGCUCCGUGACCAAUCGCGUUUGUGGCCCCGAGACGCGAAAACAACCUCAAUGGUACAAGUCAUGGAGCAGACGAUUUUCUGUCGUGGAGCUCCGUGACCAAUCGUUCUCGCUUUACUCUCGGGCUCUUUCCAGCAUAAUCGCAGCCCCGAGACGCGAAAACAACCGCACUACUAUAGGUAGUGAAGUAGGCAAUAUUCCAUCGUGGAGCUCCGUGACCAAUCGCGUUUGUAGCCCCGAGACGCGAAAACAGCCGCACUGGUACAGGUCAUGGAGCAGGCAAUUUUCCGUCGUGGGGCUCCGUGACCAAUCGUUCUCUCUUCACUCCCUAGCACUUUCCAGCAUAAUUGCAGCCCCGAGAUGUGAAAACAGCCGCACCGGUACAGGUCAUGGAGCAGGCAAUUUUCCGUCGUGGAGCUCCGUGACCAAUCCCCCGAGACGCGAAAACAGCCGCACCGGUACAGGUCAUGAAGUAGGCAAUUUUCUGUUGCUGAGCUCCACGCGAAAACAGCCGCACCGGUACAGGUCAUGGAGCAGGCAAUUUUCGGUAGUGGAGCUCCGUGACCGAUCGUUCUCGCUUCACUCUCGGGCACUUUCCAGCAUAAUCGCGGAUCCCCCCGAGACGCGAAAACAGCCGCACUGGUACAGGUCAUGGAGCAGGCAAUUUUCCGUCGUGAAGCUCCAUGACCAAUCGUUUUUCUUUUCACUCCCAAGCACUUUCCAGCAUAAUUGCAGCCCCGAGACGCGAAAACAGCCGCACCGGUACAGGUCAUGGAGUAGGCAAUUUUCCGUCGUGGAGCUCCAUGACCAAUCGUUCUCGCUUCACUUCCUUGCACUUUCCAGCAUAAUCGCAGGUCAUGGAGCAGGCAAUUUUCCGUCGUGGAGCUCCGUGACCAAUCGUUCUCGCUUCAUUCUCGGGCACUUUCCAGCAUUAUCCCCCGAGACGCGAAAACAGCCGCACUGGUACAGGUCGUGGAGCAGGCAAUUUUCCGUCACGGAGCUCCGUGACCAAUCGUCCUCUCUUCACUCCCGAGCACUUUCCAGCAUAAUUGCAGAAGGCACGACCCCUUCAGAUUGGUUAUAUGAUCCAUUCAACAAUCAAGAGCGAUGCUCUUCGAGCUCUACGAGUCAAGGAUUUGGAGAGUCCCCUUCAGUGGUCAGAAGGCUAAGCAUGACUAAAAAGGAAGAGAUGACAACUGUGAACAACGAUGCAUCAGCGUCCAGCAACAUUACUAUCGAGUCGUCCAUACCCUCGAUUCGAGACCGGAAGCGAGAUAAGGAUGGUGUUGUUGAGCCUGGACGCAUUUUGGCUGGUCAAACCUCCAUGUUGCCACGACCGCGUGCUCGAUCCUCUGGUCUACGUAAAGAGUCAUCUCCAGAUCCCCCAGCUCUGUCUCCUGGCGAUUCAACACCAGGCUCCAAGCCAUCCGCCAUUCCGAAGCCUCCAAAAAACAUGCGGACCAGAGUUCUACAACCUGGUGUAUCCCUGAUUCCUUUGCCGUCGCGAAUCCCCCGCUUGACUCGACGAGAUUUGCCUACCGCUUCUCGUGAGGGUCUGGUUAGGGAGGAAAAGAAAACGACUGCAUCAAAGGCUUCGUCAGCGGAGGCCACGCAGAGAAGUUACAAAUAUCUUCCUGGGAGGUCAGUGCAGCCUUCAACUUCCAGCGCGAUGUAUGGCGAUGAGUCGAGGUCCCAUCAAAGGACGUCAGAUCCAAGAUCUACAGAAACAUUGUUACGAGAAAUCCAACCUUUCUCGACUGAUCCAGCUUCAUGCCCUCCUAUGACACGUCAGAGGCCGUCAAAGUCAUCACCACCUGAUUUAAAACGCCAGGUUUCAACGAUCAAGCACAUUCUCCAACCUGAGAAGUUCAGCAACGAUCAUCCUACAACAAUGCCAGAGAUUAUCAGCGACAACCAACGAACAGCAUCGUCUGAGGGGCUUCAUACCUCAUACAUUCCAACCAGUCCUCCAGCACUGCAUAGUAACGAUUUCUUUUUUGAAUAUUCUGAAGACUAUGCAUCCAUGGGGGAAGAUUCGGCGUCAGCCUGGCUAUUUUCACCAUCCCUUAGCGCUUUGCCUUCUCCUGAGACGUCACCUUCUCGCACGCCUCAUUCUUGUUAUGGCGAUCAGAGUUCGUUUGUGGAGACCAACAUGUGGAGCAACAUACCCACCUCACAUACACCAAGGGGAGCAGAUCUGGAAAAUUCGAUCGAACAGGAAUGCCUUCCACUCGAGGCAGGCCGUCUGCCAUCUGUGGACAGGGUGCUCAGGAAGCCUGUUGAUGAUCAAUCCGGUAUUCCUGAUGCCAUUGAGACUGAUGCUGAGGCUGAGCAUAAGGCGGAAGAAGAAAGUUUGGACAUUCUUGGUGUGCAAAGCACAGCUCCACAAGGCAGUGAUUAUUCAGAGAACAUUGAGCCAGGCGACAAACAACCCUCUAAUGACUCGCUGGCCGAUGAAGAGGGCCAGCUGCAACUGGUGUCAGCUCGUGGUGUCAGAAGAAGCGAGACUGGGGAACUCCAUGAGACUUUCCAGCCAACAUCGCUUUCCACAUUAUUUGAUGCUGCAUCUGACUGCACAGCAGGUGAUGUGAUGACUUGUGAUUCUCCGUUGCGGCUUGCAGCAGUCCACGAAGCAGAGUUCUCAAAUCAAAAACAAGGUGCCUGUCUAAGUGACAUGGUACUCAAUGAUGUCGAUGCACCCAAACCCCCCUGCAUCGAUGACAAAAGCCCUGCUGAUGGCUUGCUAGCAAGUCAAGCUGAAGAUUCGUAUGAGCCCGCAUUUGCGGUUACGGCAUGCCAAACGUUUGAUCCAGAAGAAGACGGCAUAAAAGAGAACGGGCAACUACAUUCUCCUGCACAUGUGACGGCGGGCUCAGAUUCAGAGCUUUUUCCACUGUCAAAAACGGCAGACAUUGUGAAGCCAUUUGAGGAGUCUACUGAAAGCGAUACAGCUUUUCCUGAAUCCGGGCAGCUCAUUAAGUCUCUUCUGCAGAAUUCCACAGCGAAGCAGACGCCGGGUGAUCACAAUGACGAUGUGCUAAAUAUUCCCCUUGGUGAUCAACAGCUUGGUAAGCCAGAUGUCGAUGCAGUUGGAGAGCCAGUUCAGCACGCCAUGUCAAUGAUGUCAACUGUUUCAGAACCAGAAUGCCCAGGCACAAGUGUUUCUCCGUGGGUUCACUCUACAACCAGCAAGGAUGUGGAACCAAGUGGGCUGAUAAGAAGACUACAAGUGGCUUGCCCACGAGUAAAAAUGAACGUCUCGGUCCAUAAGCCAAAGUCAGAAGUCAUGGCUGACCAUUUGAUUGGCACGAAUGAAAGCGUCAUACAAGGAAAUUCGAAUCUGUCCGAGACUUCUGCGGAGACUGAUAACAUUCUCCAAGUGCGUGGCACCAAACGGAGUGACUGCUUGGGUUUGGAGGGGCAUCAUCUGGAUGAGCCAAACGAGAGCACUGGUGGAGACGUUUAUGCUAAACGGUUGAAAACCACUGUGAUCUCAAGAAGCAAUGCACGUGGAGGUUCCCUGCAGCCUACUUGCCGCAUGUCACUUGAUGAGUGGCUAGGAUCAGGAUCUCGUUCAGAUAUCAAGGAUCUUGUGGAGGGCCAGCAUCUGGAGCAGCAAACUGUGCACCUCGAUGGGAAAUCGGAUGCCGAUCAAGAUAAACUCAUUGGCGUUCCCGUAUCCCCAAAUGCUGAGUCAGCAUCUCCAGGUUUACGUGUAUCUGGGCCUCAAAUUGUGAACAGCAAUGAUAGCUCAUCUCAGAAUCAGGUGCCGUUGAAGUUGGAUGGUACAAACUUGGAAGAAAUCCGUGAGGAGGCCCUUGAACCACCAUCGAUGCCAGCAAUGGUGGCAUCAGCAGUGCCCCUGGACUUGCCAUGCCACAAAUCAGCUACUGCACAGUUGCCGGUGGACGGGGAGAGAGCGGCAAACGACCUGCCUGCUCAGAUGUGCAACCAACCAAAAUCGAUUCCCCUCUCCAGUGAAGCUGUCAGAUGCCGUCGUUCAGAAAAUGAUCCUGUUGGACCACAUGCAGAGAUCCUGGCUGGGGCAGGCUCAGCACUUACUAGCGAGAUUGUGGCCGAAAAUGUUGCUGGAAGUUCCAUCACUGCUAUCGAAAACGAGCAAGAUGGAUUGGUGAAGCCGACAAACACUGGGGAGUCAAGCAGUGGCCCACUCCAUCAGGGUAUUGUCGACUCUACGAGUGAGGGAUCCAAGAAAGGGAGAAAGGGCAAAGGUUCUCGUGCACUACAGAGGCCUGAUCGAUAUUCGGCUGGAUCAAAGACAUGCGGUUGCAGCAUCAUGUAG